AUGGCCGAAGUUCCGCCUCCAGCUCCUGCUCCACCAGCUGCAGUAUCAGCGUUGGCCUUGGUUCCGUCUCCGACGCCUCCACCGGGUCCUCUGACUUAUCGUGAGCGAUUAGCACAGUUUCGGAUAAUAGAAGAGAAAAGGAUCGAGCUUAUCGAGGAACUGCUUGACAAGCUUGAAAAGACCGAAGCACGACUUGCACAGACUGAGCUCGAUCUCAACUCGGAGCAAAAUGUUCGUCGAACAUUGCAGGCUGAGGUUCAUGAGGCGAAGACAAGAGAAGACGCGCUCGCACAGAAGCAGGCUAAACGUCCUUUCGUACUGGUGUUGAUCGAUGUAGAUGCGGAAGGCUUCCUCUUCCAGGACAAAUACAUCACAAGAAAGGCUCAAGGUGGCGAGGCUCUGGCCGAUGAGCUACUCAUUCGGACACGGGAGUACUUGAGGCCACACUUCGAAGAUGCAGACAGCUUGGACAUCAUUGUACGAGUGUAUGCCAACCUCGAAGGUUUAGCGAAGUACCUGGUACGGCAGGACAAGAUCAGCAACCUUGGCUCCCUGCGUGCCAUGUCAACAGCGUUCAGUGGACGGAUAGCAAGCUUCGACUUCGUGGAUGUCGGUGUUGGCAAGGAAGGCAGUUCCGGGCGAAAGAUACGAGAGAACCUCUCGUUCUUCACUGCAAACACGCAUUUACGGCACGUCAUCGUUGGCUGCUCGCCUGUUGACUUGCCAGCUGCUCUUUUGUCGACUCUUCCUCUCGAAAAGGUCACAUUGAUCGAGUCUGUUCCACUACCCUCAGCACUUACCACACUGCCUCUGAAGGUGUCCAAAUACUCCACAAUCUUUCCACCUCCACCUCCACCCAAGUCACCGCGACCAACAGGCCGGAACGGGCCACAGCUCCAGCUCAUGCAGCAAGAGGAUGAUAGUGGAGGCCAGACAUGGCUUGUCAUUCAGCCUGAGAGAAGUGACAGCCGUGGUCACCGUGACUCCAAGCGGCGAGGCAGGAGUGAAGACGAAGCAUCCAAUAUCAGCAUCUCGAUCGGUCCAGACAACAGCGUCAGCGUCGACAGCGGUCACAGCAGGCGGGUGAUGAGAUAA
Molecule: messenger RNA, 1095 nt
Organism: Macroventuria anomochaeta
Lineage: Eukaryota; Fungi; Ascomycota; Dothideomycetes; Pleosporales; Didymellaceae
Exons: 5
Coding region: 1-1095 (364 amino acids)
Source: RefSeq, a predicted model, not a curated record